Prorocentrum cordatum is the source of this 1557-nucleotide messenger RNA. NCBI's taxonomy places the organism in Eukaryota, Dinophyceae, Prorocentrales, Prorocentraceae. The record is from the annotation of a GenBank genome assembly.
GAGCAGGAGAAGGAGCUCCUCGCGGACCUGCCGGAAGUGGAGAGCUUCUUGAAGACGUUCACCUUCCCAGAGCAGGAGGCAUCUGACGACCCCAUGGAGCGGCGACCCGACCUCGACUCGGGCCUGGAAGCGCAGCUCCCCGCGGAGGAGCUGCCCUACACCACCGUGGAGCUGCUCGGGAACCACAACGGCGAGCCCGGCGUGGUCGGCAAGCUGAAGUUCUGCUGCCGGGUAGUCGAGAAGGGCCACAAGGACCAGCGCGAGGAGGACGAGUGGCAGAGCAAGCUGAAGAGUCUGAAGGACGGCUUCGCGAACGCGAACGACCUGGUGAUCCGCGCGUACGUCCUCUCCGCGGACGAGCUGUGCCCAAACUCGGGCAGCAAGGACAUCACCUCCUUCGUGCGCAGCAGGAUUUCGCUCCAGAGCGACGCCUUCGUCCACGCCGACGACGGCGUCACGAGAACACACACGCUGCACCCGAAAUUCAACACGCUGCACACGUUCUCGCACUGCGCGUUCCCCGACGAGGGCGCCAUGCAGUUCUCGGUGUGGGAGGCCGCGUCCGGCUUGCUGGGUUCCGACAUGUCCAUCGGCGCCGACAUCAUAGACCUCGAGGACCGCUGGUUCCACCCGAAGUAUCAGAAGAUGGUCGCGCGGGACGAGGUGCCCAUCGAAACAAGAGGCCUCACCGACACCGACUCGAGCUUCUGCAGCGGGCACCUGCGCAUGUGGAUCGACAUAAUGCACCGAGAGGAAGCCCAGCGCCGCGGGCCCGCGGAUUUGCCCUCCGCCGACCCGGUUGAGUUCCAGCUGCGCCUGGUGGUGUGGACGGUCACUAGGAUCGAGGUGGACGGCGACGACUGCCCAGACAUCUACGUCACCGCGGAGCACAUCCUAGACAACGACACCCCUGUCCGAGACCAGACCGACACUCACCACAACUGCGACGACGGGAAGGGCACCUUCAAUUGGAGGAUCCUCCUGAACCUGAUGGUCCCGUGCAACAACCCCCGGAUUACCUUGCGGGUCCUCCAAGACAAUUGGAUGGCCGACGAAGCAUUUGCCGAGGUUAAUUUGGAUUUGACCAGCGACUUUCUCAUCGCUCAAAGGGGCACAAUCGUGGAGAUCAAGCGAGACACUGUCCGGAUGACCAGCCCGAGCAACCCGGACGAGGCAGGUCGCAGAGGCAGCCCCAUCGUGCACUGUGGCAGUACCAGCCGGUGGGAGGCCGGCCGCGUCGUGGGCAGACGUCUCGCGAUGGCUCGAGGUGCGCGGAAUCCUGGACAUGGAGGCCAGGCUCCUGCCCAUGACCGCCGCCCUGGCCCAGCCUGUGGGCGCAGGCCGGGGCGCGAUAGGGAGCCUUUCCUGGACCCGAACGACCCGCACCUGUUGAAGCACCGCAGCUCGUUCGGCAGUGGGGAGUGGUUUGGGGACAUCACCGCCCUCGGCGGCGCCCUCUUCAAGGGGGCCAUGCUGAUGACCAUGUUGUACGUCGCUGGCGGGGCCGUUGCCGCCUGCCUCGGCACGGCCAUGACCAUCAUCAUGGCCCUCAAGUGA